Molecule: messenger RNA, 267 nt
Organism: Sordaria macrospora k-hell
Lineage: Eukaryota; Fungi; Ascomycota; Sordariomycetes; Sordariales; Sordariaceae
Source: RefSeq, a predicted model, not a curated record
AUGCUCAUGAGGCUUUGCUUGCUGUGUGCCCGCAUGACAAGAAAGGUUGUCGAUGCGGAGUUGAGUGGGAGAUUACACCCUGACGACAUCUCCCCUGGUGAUUUACUGAGUGGUUCUGCCUGCCCAAAGUCUGUCUCCUUGCGAAUGAUCACGUUGGAGGCAAGCCCACUCGCGAACCACCAGUGCCGAUCGACCUUACUACUCGGGUUUUUGUAUCUGAUGGGAUACUGUACGAUGGGGACUUUUAUGACGGUUCAGAGGGAUUGA